AUGGCAACUCUUCCUCCUCCUCAGCUAGAAAAGUUAAAAAAUGCAGCAAAAAAUAAUGCACCGACUGAAAUUCCAGAACAUUUUCCAAAUAUACUUUGUCGUUUUAAAGCACUGGAUGGAACAUGCCUUCCUUCUACAUUAAUUCCAAGUAAUAUUUCAUGCACUGAUAUGGGAAUGCUUUUGAAUAAGCUUUUGGAAAAUAACGAGCGAAUACCAUAUGUGUUCUCAGCAGAAAUUGAAGGAGAAAUCGUUGAAAUUAAAGAAAACAUAUAUUUUUCUAUAUAUCAUCAUAAUUUAAAAUCGACAGAAGAUGAAUUAACUCUGAUUUAUAUUCCUCAAGCGAUAUUUCGUGUUCGACCAAUUAAUAGAUGUACAGCAACGAUUAGUGGCCAUGGAAAGCCAAUUCUUUGUUUGCAAUUUUCCCCAAAAAGUGGGUCAUAUCUUUCAACAGGAAGCGGAGAUGGAAAUGUCAGAAUAUGGGAUUGUGAUACAGGAACACCAUUACAUAUUCUGAAAGGUCAUUCAAAUUGGGUUUUAUGUGUUUCAUGGUCUCCUGAUGCAAAACUUCUUGCUUCUGGAAGCAUGGAUAAUACUAUUCGACUUUGGGAUCCUAAAACAGGAAAAAAUCUUGGAGAACCACUUAAAGGACAUACGAAGUGGAUAACAUCGUUGUCUUGGGAGCCUAUUCAUUUAGCCAAAAAUUCAUUACGCUUUGCAUCUUCAUCUAAAGAUACUACCAUUAGAAUCUGGGAUGCAAAUUUAAAACGUGUAGUUUUAACGCUGUCCGGUCAUACAUCUUGUGUAUCAUGUGUUAAAUGGGGAGGAAAUGGUUGGAUUUAUUCUGCAUCUCAUGAUAAAUCAGUGAAAAUUUGGGAUGGAGAAAAUGGAAAACUUUUGUAUACUUUAUCGGCUCAUGCACAUUGGGUUAAUACAAUGGCAUUGUCUACUGAUUUUGUUUUAAGAACAGGCGCUUAUGAUUAUACUGGAAUAGAACCAUCAUCUUUUGAAGAAAUGAAACUAAUGGCAAAAAAAAAAUAUGACAAAAUCAUUGCAUCUACUGGAAAUAAAGGAGAAAGAUUAAUUACGGGUAGUGAUGACUUCACUAUGUAUUAUUGGAAUCCAGAAGAAUCUACUAAACCAGUUAAAAGAUUAACAGGUCAUCAAAAUUUAGUUAAUCAUGUUUCAUUUUCACCAGAUGGACAAUGGAUUGCAUCUGCAUCAUUUGAUAAUUCCGUAAAAAUUUGGAAUGGCUUAACUGGAGAAUUCAUUACAAGUUUUAGAGGGCAUGUUGCAUCUGUUUAUCAGUGUUCAUGGUCAAGUGAUUCUAGAAUGCUUGUUAGUUCAUCAAAAGAUACGACUUUAAAAGUAUGGGAUAUUCGUGAGAAAAAGUUAAAGUGUGAUUUACCGGGCCAUUCUGAUGAAGUAUUUGCAUGCGAUUGGAGCCCAGAUGGUACUCGAGUAGGAUCAGGAGGGAAAGAUAGAAGUAAAAGGAACUCUAGACAAACAAAUAAAUAA
Pneumocystis jirovecii RU7 is the source of this 1515-nucleotide messenger RNA. RefSeq lists its product as uncharacterized. The transcript is spliced from 8 exons. Gene Ontology annotation, cellular component: nucleolus. The record is from RefSeq and is a predicted model, not a curated record. Gene Ontology annotation, molecular function: protein binding. Gene Ontology annotation, biological process: ribosomal large subunit assembly. Bases 1 to 1515 code for a protein of 504 amino acids. Lineage: Eukaryota; Fungi; Ascomycota; Pneumocystomycetes; Pneumocystales; Pneumocystaceae.